Scleropages formosus (Asian bonytongue) is the source of this 2670-nucleotide messenger RNA. RefSeq lists its product as uncharacterized. Bases 46 to 2493 code for a protein of 815 amino acids. Gene Ontology annotation, molecular function: carbohydrate binding. The transcript has 28 exons. The record is from RefSeq and is a predicted model, not a curated record. NCBI's taxonomy places the organism in Eukaryota, Metazoa, Chordata, Actinopteri, Osteoglossiformes, Osteoglossidae.
AAAAAAAAAAAAAAAAAAAAACCAACGAACAACCCCCAGCUUAUCAUGUUGCUGAAAAGGUUCCUUUUGAUGAUGUGUGUUGGUGUGGUGUGGGGGCAGUUCACCACUUACAAUGUAGCUACAUGUGAUGGCUCGGCUCAACGCCUUAGUUGUGGAACGGGAGUAAUAAAGAUCAGGAGCGCAAAUUAUGGCCGCACAAAUGGCUACACGUGCAGUGCUGGAGUACCUGCCGAACAGCGGACCAAUGUGUGGUGCAACCAGCCUGAAGCAUAUUCCAUACUCUCCCAAAGGUGUGAUGGCAGUCAGUAUUGUGAACUGAAUGUUGGUCCAGAACAGUUCCCUGAUCCUUGUGCUAACACCUUCAAAUACCUCAACACAUCAUACUCCUGCCUCCAUGCCGACACCAGUGUAACCUGUGAACAUGAAGUUGGUGAACUCAACUGUGGUGCUGGUGUCAUAAAGGUAUUUCGUGCUACGUAUGGGCGCAGAGAUGGAACAACCUGUACAAGUGGACGACCACCUAGACAGCUGGUGAAUGUCAACUGUUUCCAGUCUAGAACUCUGCAAAUAUCAAACAGCUGUAAUGGCAAGAACAGCUGCUCUCUGACAACCUCACACCCAUCCUUCUCUGACCCAUGUUAUGGCACCUACAAGUACUUGGAGGUCACCUAUGGCUGUUACCCUGCCAAAACCAGUGUCACCUGUGAGAACUCAGCUGGUGAACUCCAGUGUGGAAGCAACUUAAUACAGGUAUUCUACACAAACUAUGGCCGUAGGGAUAACAAAACAUGUGCCAAGGGACGACCAUCCAGUGAGCUGGCUGACAUUGACUGUUUUCAGUCCAGAACUCUCCAAAUAUCUGCCAGAUGUAAUGGAAACAACACUUGCCUUGUUUCUGCUACGGACCCCUCUUUCCCUGACCCCUGUUCUGGCAUCUACAAAUAUCUGGAAGUCACCUAUGGCUGCUACCCUGCUAAAACAAGUGUCACAUGCGAAGGUCAUCAGAGUUUCCUUGACUGUGGAAAUGACGCCAUAAGGAUCUACAAGGCAAACUAUGGCCGUAGAAAACGUGAUAUCUGUAGCCAUCUGCGCCCUUGGUUCAAGCUAAAGAAUGUGAACUGCUUGCUGCCAGAAACACUUCAUCUGAUGUCUAACAGGUGUAAUGGAAAAUCCCAGUGUGAAGUGAAGGUUGAUAAUGGAGUUUUCACAGAUCCUUGUGCUGGUACCUAUAAAUACCUAGAAGUAUCAUAUGGUUGCCUGCCUUUCAUUCUAGGUGGCUGUAUAGGUGCUGCUGUGUGUGGGAAGUUCAACAAUUCCUGGAGUGGUAUAGUCACUACAUGUGAUGGAUCAGUUCAACAACUCAGCUGUGAGGAGGGAAUAAUAAAAAUCGAGAGUGCAAACUAUGGACGCACCAAUGGCAUCACCUGCAGUCAAGGAGUACCCACUCAGCAGCUCACCAAUGUGCAGUGUAACCAGCCUGGAGUGUAUUGUUUAGUCUCCCAGAGGUGUGACGGUACUAAGAAGUGUGAGGUGAGUGUUGGUCCAACAGAGUUUUCUGACCCCUGUGCCGACACCUUCAAAUACCUGGAAACGUCAUACUCCUGCAUCCCUGCCAACACCAGUGUAACGUGCGAAUAUGGAGUUGGUACACUCAACUGUGGAGCAGAUUUCAUAAAGAUUUUUCACACUACCUAUGGACGCAGGGAUAGCACAACCUGCUCUGCUGGUCGGCCACCUACUCAACUGGCCAAUGUCAACUGCUUCCUGUGCAGAACUCUCCAAAUAUCAAAUAGCUGUGAUGGAAAAAACCUCUGCUCUGUGAUUGCCACGGACCAAUCUUUCCCUGACCCGUGUUUUGGAACCUACAAGUACCUGGAGGUUUCUUAUGGCUGCUACUCUGCCAAGACCAGCAUAACCUGUGACGGUGCAACAGGAGAACUCAGUUGUGGAAAGGAUUUCAUAAAGGUGCUCCAUGCUACUUAUGGACGCAGAGACAAAACAACCUGCUCCAAUGGUCGCCCACCUACUGAGGUGGCAGUUGCGAACUGUUACCAGCCUAGAACUCUCCAAAUAUCAAGCAGGUGUGACGGUAAGAACCGUUGCUUUGCAACUUUCCCGGAUCCAUCUUUCUCUGACCCGUGUGUUGGAACCUACAAGUACCUGGAGGUCACUUACCGAUGCUACCCUGCCCAGAUAAAUGUUGCGUGUGAAGGCUUCCUGAGCUCCCUUGACUGUGGAAACAAUGUCAUAAGGAUCUUAGAGGCAAACUAUGGUCGCAGGAGCCGCACCAUCUGUACUACUGGUCGUCCACAAUCUCAGCUUGAAAAUGUGAACUGCUUACUGCCCGAGACAUUUCGUGUGAUGUCUGACAGGUGUGAUGGAAAGUCCAGGUGUGAAAUGUUGGCCGAAAACAGCAUUUUCACUGAUCCCUGCUAUGGCACCUACAAAUACCUGGAAGUGUCAUAUAGCUGCUUUCCACCCAGAAUAGCCUGAUUAUUGCUGUUCAUUUCUAAGUUGUGAUGCUAAAUACCUAAAAGGGGAAGAUCUGGCAUUUUUUCAAGUACUAAUCAGUUUAAACCUGUACUCUUCACAGCAUUUCUUGCAAUCUUGUUUAAUUUCUUGCUUUGAGUAUUCAAACAAUGUAUAAUUAUGAAUUGUUGAUGUAUUAAA